Molecule: messenger RNA, 1788 nt
Organism: Pseudomassariella vexata
Lineage: Eukaryota; Fungi; Ascomycota; Sordariomycetes; Amphisphaeriales; Pseudomassariaceae
Exons: 2
Coding region: 1-1788 (595 amino acids)
Biological process (GO): prolyl-tRNA aminoacylation
Cellular component (GO): cytoplasm; mitochondrion
Molecular function (GO): ATP binding; proline-tRNA ligase activity
Source: RefSeq, a predicted model, not a curated record
AUGUUGUCAAUCAGGAUAUCAGGGGCAAAGGUUCUGACUAAGACCAAUAAGACCCGAUCAGUAACGCUUGUCACAACUCGUUUCCACAGCACUCAGCCAUCUCAUGGUGGCUCUUCGCCGCAUCGAACAUGUCUGUCGGAGACGUUCAUCCCGCAAGAGUCAAAUCCACCCAAGAGGAGCGAUGGACAAUCAUGGCUGAGUAAUGCCGGGUACCUACGCCAAGCUCACUCUGGCAUUUUUCACAUGCUGCCGCUGGGGCAAAGGGUCCAAGAGAAGCUCGAGAGGUUGAUAGACAAGUAUAUGCAACAAGUCGGAGCCUCAAAAGUCUCACUCUCUUCGCUCUCAUCACAAGAGCUAUGGAAACAGACCAAUCGCCUGGAGGGCUAUGGGCCGGAGCUUUUCCGCCUCUCUGAUAGGAAGAAGGCGCACUUCUUGUUAGCACCAACGCACGAAGAGGAAAUCACAACUUUAGUCAAGUCGACUGUGAAGUCAUACAAGCAGCUUCCUCUUAGGCUGUACCAGAUUGGUCGCAAAUACCGUGACGAGCUGAGGCCUCGUCAGGGACUCCUACGUUCCCGAGAGUUCAUAAUGAAGGAUCUCUACACUUUUGAUGAAACUGUCGAGUCAGCGAUGCAGACAUACAGCGAAGUACGCGCCGCUUACUCACGCUUGUUCGACGAACUGAAGCUUCCUUAUGUGGUUGCCGAAGCUACGUCUGGAGAUAUUGGCGGUGAUCUCAGCCAUGAGUACCAUCUUCCGAUAUCAGUGGGGGAAGACAACGUGAUCAGCUGCGACAGCUGCUCCUAUGCGGCAAACGAAGAGCUUGCCGUGGCCAAGGUGGAUAUGCCAGCAGAGGAUGCGAAACCUCAAGCCCAGGUUUGGCGUGGCAUAUCCAAGGAUCGAACGGUGCUCGUCAAUGUCUGGUAUCCGGCUGCGGUAGGAAUCUCGGGCUAUACUAUCAACACACAUGUAAUCAACUCAAUCGUCGACCCCAGCAUUGAAAACGCGGGAUCCUUGUGGUCAACGACCACCAACGAUAAACUAUCCCCAACAAACCAGAAAGUCCUCAAUAUAUUUGACCAAAGGCUUGGGCCGAAAUUUGAGGAGGAGCUUGAUACCUUAGCCGCGAUGAUGUUACCGCCAGGCAGUGACCUCGAGCUGGCAUCACUGGAUAUCCAGGUCAUCUCAAUAUCCGACGAUGGGCAGCCCCUAAACCUUCUGCGUAUUCGUGAAGGCGACAGCUGUGCCUACUGCUCCUCCGGCAAACUCAAGAUUCAGAAGGCCAUCGAGUUAGGCCACACCUUUCACCUAGGUACCCGCUACUCCGAACCCCUCCAGGCUGCAGUCCAAAACCGCGAGGAUCAGCUCGUCACAAUGCAGAUGGGCUGCCAUGGCAUAGGUGUCUCCCGUAUCAUAGGCGCAGUCGCCGACCUCCUCGCCGACUCGAAAGGCCUGAACUGGCCCCGCGCCAUUGCGCCAUUCGAAGCCAUCAUCAUCCCCGGAAAGGAUUCAUCACAGGAGGAUGCUGAGUCUGUAUACGAUCUCCUCAAGAACCACCACGACCCGAAUGCCCAGCCGAUCGACGUCGUGCUCGACGAUACUAAGGGUAUUUUCGUUGCCAGGUUGACAGAGGCUGAUAGGGUUGGGUACCCUGUCAUCGUGCUACUCGGACGCCGGUGGGCUUCUGAAAAGAUGUGUGAGGUUCAGUGCAGGCGGCUUUCCAUCAAGGAAGAUAUUCCGUUUAAGGAUCUACCGAUGUAUAUUAACAACAUCUUGUCACAACUCUAA